AUGGCUGUUCCUGAUCGUAAUUCAAAAGUUACUGAUUUCUACUUCAAAGUACAUAUGGACUCCAGCAAAUUUUUGCUUUCAAUCGAUGAUGAAAUAUCACCUGCCAGCCAUUUACUGCCGCUUUUGAAUGCCUGCAAGCUCUCACGAGAAGUGGUUUAUGACCAGUUGAAACACAUUGGAUUAUCGACACCAGAUCCGCACGGUGUUAUGCGAGGUUAUCAUGAGGAACCACCAAUUCAUCAUUUCUGGGUGAAUGAUAGACGUCUCGUACAAACCUACAUAGAUCCUGUGAGGGACAUCCUGAUGCUCAAUAUGCCAGAUCUUGUAUUGCUGAAUCAUUACGGGAGAAGCAUAAAUCUCUCCAAAGUUGAGCGCGUUGCAAUUACCACAUUUCCGACCUACGUCAAUCGACUCGUCCGGCGUCGAAUGAGAAAGUAUGACGUUCUUCUGGCCAGUCUUCCCAAAAGAUGUCCUGAUAUUAAAGUUCUUCAGAUUGUUUCAAGAUUUUCAGUCAACGAUUUUGCAGCUAAUUACCGUUUAUGCAAAAGGAGGGGGUAUCAUAUGAUCGAUAUAGACACAGAAAUGUGGUAUGACGACUAUUGGGACGAUUCUGGCUGCUUGGUUGAAAGAUGCCACAUGAAUCGUAUAAAGGUUGUGCUUGAACAUGUCAAGAUAGAGAGAACUGACUAUCAGCGUUAUCUCAAAGAUUUGCAAGCGAUGAAAAAUAGAAAGAAGUUUGAGUUUUGGAAUAAAGUAAAGGUUACAAUUGCGUCGCUUUGCGAGCUUGAUGUCGAUUCAAAUUGGGAAACUUUGGGCAAAAAGGCGCCUGAGCCUAGGCUUUACUGUUUCUCUUUUGAGGCGUGGAUUCCAGCUCAUGAAGAUGGAUCGCUCUUGAAUAAAUACAAGGGGCUUGCACAGAUCUUUGAAGGAGCUCCAUGGUAG
Molecule: messenger RNA, 942 nt
Organism: Botrytis byssoidea
Lineage: Eukaryota; Fungi; Ascomycota; Leotiomycetes; Helotiales; Sclerotiniaceae
Exons: 1
Coding region: 1-942 (313 amino acids)
Source: RefSeq, a predicted model, not a curated record